Sphenostylis stenocarpa is the source of this 162-nucleotide messenger RNA. The record is from the annotation of a GenBank genome assembly. Lineage: Eukaryota; Viridiplantae; Streptophyta; Magnoliopsida; Fabales; Fabaceae.
AUGCAUACUUCAGACAAGAAGCCAAGGGAAGCAAACAACAUCGGCCACGGAAGGGUGACUAUGCUUGUUCAGAAUGAAGGAGCAUUGCCGCGCCAAUUAUCAUUAGGAUUCAUUAAAGCAACUAGUAAGGCUGAGAUAUACCGUAAUUGCAGAAGUCAGUGA